AUGGCCACGGAUGUCUCCAGUGCCAACGGCACCAAGUCCCUGGCCGCGAUGCUCGAGGAACAGCAUGCUCGUGACGAAGCCCACAAAGUCACGGUCGAAGAAGUCAAGGAUGAAGAGGACGUGAUCCACCCUCCGCCGUCGUCGUCGUUGUCGUCUGCCGUGCCCACAACGCCUGGCCCCCUCAUCGAGCCCGAAUCAUCCACCGCCGCCCCCGUCGAAGCCGCCGCCGCCCCCCCGCCGAAGAAGAAGGCCGGCCCGGCCUUUGACGUCCGAUCGGAGGAAUUGUUCCCUGCCCUUGGCAGCGGCCCCAAGCCCAAGGCCGCCGCUCCGGCUACCUGGGGUGCGAAGCCUUCUCUCGCCUCCGCGGUCGCCAAUGGCGCCAAUGGCGCUCAGCCAGCCGCACCCGGUUUGGAUAUUUCUGGCGCGCCUCGCAUCAUGUCUCUGCCUGGAAAGCACAUGGAACAGCUUCGACUCGUCCCCUCCCAAAUGCUCCCCCGCGGCCAGCUCAAGAAGCCGUUGCGUGACAUUCUACGUGACAUUUCCAAGCGAUCCAAGGCCAAUGUCGACAUGCGCGGUGGCCCCGGAGGUUCCAUCAUCUUCGAAGGCAAGGGUUCUGUAGAUGCCGUUCGCCAGGCCCUCAAGGAGGUUGCUCAGCAGGUUGGAUCCAAGCAAUCGGUCCGCGUGCCAAUCCCCACCUCUGCUCGCCCUCAUAUUAUCGGCCGCCAGGGUGCUGUGGUUCAGGAAAUCCAGCAACGUACCGGUGCCCGCGUCCAAGUUCCUCGUGCGGACGAAUCCCCCGCCGCGGAGGACGAUGAUGAUGGCGACACGAUCGAUGUCCUGAUCGAAGGUGACGCUGUGGCCGCGGAAAUGGCUCGCCGGGAGAUCGAGGCCAUCGUCAAGGAACGCGCCUCGAACAUGAACCUCAAACUCAAGUCCAUUCCGCCCGAGUUUUUCCCCUUCAUCGCUGGUGCCCAUAACGCGAACCUGAGAGAUAUCGAGGAGCGGACCAAGGCCCAGGUGCAUGUGCCCCGCUACGACACCUGGACCAGCCAGCCUCCACCGCAGGAGGCCGGCCUCGGUCAGAUCCAGUUUGCCCCCGUGCCGGAGAGGCACAUCCGCAUCGCUGGUGAGCGCGCCGCCACUCAACAGGCACGCGCCGAGAUUGAGAGUCUCGCCGCCCAGCUGCAGCACCAGCUCACCCUCCGCCAGCUGGCGAUUAACCGCGGUCAGCACCAGUUUAUCCUGGGCGACGAGGCCGACGCCCUGCACGAGUUCUUGGCCGACACCGGCUGCGCCAUCAUCCUCCCCCCGCAGUCCGACGACAGCGAGUUCCUCACCAUCACCGGUCCCCCCAGCUGCAUCGAAGCGGGCAUCAACCGCGCCAUGGAUCUUGCCACCAGCAUGCAGAUGGCCAGCAUCGACCUCUCUCGCCAGCACCCGAGUGCCCCCGCGGGCCCCCACGCCCACGCGCGCGCCCUGACCCGCUACCUCCAGGAACGCCAAAUCAUCAAGGAGCUUGAGGCCAUGUACGACGCCCGCAUCGCGCUCCCGCCCUCCCUGGACGGGCCCGUCACCUGGGAAGUCUAUUCCCGCGACGGCAAGAACACCAUCCGCGCGCGUUCGGACAUCAUGAAUGUCGUCCAGGCCCACCCGCCCACCAGGAUCCGUAACGUCUCCGUCGACCCUUAUUUCCAUCCGUACCUGCAGUCCCGCAGCGCAAGCAAACUCCAGGAUGACUUUGGCGUGCAUCUCCUGGUCCCCGACGAGUCUGAUUCCUCCGACGUCUUCCUUGUCUACGAAGGACCCUCGGCGUCCGGGGCUCCCUUUGAGAUUCCCAGGCAACGACCUUCGCCUGCCGAUGUUGCCGCCUUUGAAAAGUCCCUGCAGGAGGCCCAGGAGUACCUCUUGGCCACUCUGGGUGAUCAGUCGAACGUCGUCUCCAAGGCCGUCGACAUUCCGGGCAAGUAUCAAGACAAGGUUCGCCGGUUCAUUGCUCGCGAGCAGCAGGCACAGGAAGAAGGGCAGAUUCCGGUGCGUGCCAUCGUCGGGGAUGUUCGUGGCCGGGAUGCCGCUGCCAAGUGCGAGGUUUCGCUGCGUGGCCGCACCCAAGCCAUUGACGAUCUCGUCGCCCAGCUGGAGGCGUUUGUCGUUGAGCAAGAGAAGGAUGACCUGGAACGAGGAUACACGACUACCUUUGACUUCCCGCAAAAGUUCGCCAACUUCCUGAUCGGCAAGCGCGGCGAGAACAUCAACAAGCUCCGGGAGGAGUUUGAUGUGGACAUCAAGGUCGAGAACGGCAAGGUGGAGGUCAAGGGACCCAAGGCCAAGGCCGACGCCGCCAAACUUCGCAUCAUCAACCUAGGCAAGAAGCUGGAGGACGAGACCACCCAUAUCCUCAAGAUCCCUGCCCAGUACCACCGCGAACUCAUCGGCCAGAAAGGCAGCCAGGUCAACCGCCUCCAGGACCGGUACAACGUGCGCGUCCAGUUCCCGCGCGCCGCCGCCGCGGCCACAGCCGUCAUGGCGGAUGACCAGUCCGUGGCCGAUACCGCCAGUGAAACCGGUGGUUCACGGCCCAGUCGCCCCCAACCGGCCGCCGAUGAGGUGUACGUCAAGGGACCGAGCAAGGGUGCGGACCAGGCGCGCGACGAGAUCCUCAGCCUGCUCCAGUGGGUCGUCGAUCACUCGCACGCGGCCACCGUGUCCGUGGCGCAGAGCCAGAUCCCGUCCCUGAUCGGUCAGCGCGGCCGUGAGAUGGAUAAGCUGCGCGCCGACACAGGCGCCCAGAUCGACGUGCCGGGCGCCAAUGACCCGUCCGACGCCUCGGGCCGCGUGCAGAUCAAGAUCAAGGGUACCAAGAAGCAGGUCGAGGAAGCCAAGAAGAUCCUCCAGCAGCGGUCGUCCGAGUUUGACGCCACCGUCACCAAGACAAUUGAUAUCGACAAGAAGUACCACAAGGCUCUGAUUGGAGCGGGGGGAUCUAAUAUCCGGAAGAUCGUGGCUGACGCCGGCGGUCCUAGCGAUGGAGCGGCUGCGCGGACGGUCAAGUUCCCCCGACCCGAGAGCAGCGAGUCGACGAUCCGGCUCGAAGGUAGCAGCCAGGUGGUAGCGAACAUUGAAGCGGCGAUCGAGGCGUUUGUGCGGGAGCGCGAGGACCAGACAGUGGUGACGCUGGAGGUGCCGCAGCCGCAGCACCGGCUGCUGAUCGGGCGCGGCGGCGACACGCGCCGGGGCAUCGAGUCGCAGUUCAACGUGAGCCUGGACAUCCCCAAGCAAGGGUCCGGACGGGCAGACGUGAAGAUCAAGGGUCCCAGCACGGCGGUGGCCGACGCCCAAGCCCACAUCCUCACCCUACUACAGGGCCAGCAGGGCGAGACGGUCGCCGUGCCCCGGCACCUGCACCACGCCAUCUCGGACAACGGCUCGUUCUUCCGCCGCCUGCGCAACGAUUACCAGGUGACGGUCGACCACGCGGGCCAGCCCGUGCCCCCCAAGCCCAGCCCUGUUGCGAGCGCCAUGAUUGACUCGCGCGAGACCACUGCCGCCCUCCCGCUGAUCACGGACGAGCCCGGCGCCCUCCCGGCCGACACGCACUCGUGGAAGGUCGUCGAGCACGCUCCCCCGCCGCAAGCCAGCGACGCCACCACCACCACCACCACCAUCCCCUGGGUUCUAUCCGGCCCGACGGAGAACGUGGCCAAAGCCCGAGCCGCGCUCGACAAGGCCAUCGCCGCGGCCGGCCAGCAGUCGGCGACGGGGUACCUGAUCCUGCCGGACCCGCGCACGUACCGCUUCGUGGUCGGCCAGGGAGGCAGCCAGAUCAACACCAUCCGCAAGAAGACCGGGUGUCGUAUCAACGUGCCCAAGGGUCAGGCCCAGGGCGAGGCCAUCGAGGUCAAGGGGAGCAAGGAGGGGGUCGAGGCGGCGCGGGACUUGAUUCUCGAAGCCGUGCGGGGGGGCAGUAAGUAA
Messenger RNA from Penicilliopsis zonata CBS 506.65, 3969 nucleotides. RefSeq lists its product as hypothetical. The transcript is spliced from 5 exons. Gene Ontology annotation, molecular function: mRNA binding. Gene Ontology annotation, biological process: nuclear division. NCBI's taxonomy places the organism in Eukaryota, Fungi, Ascomycota, Eurotiomycetes, Eurotiales, Aspergillaceae. Bases 1 to 3969 code for a protein of 1322 amino acids. The record is from RefSeq and is a predicted model, not a curated record. Gene Ontology annotation, cellular component: nucleus; cytoplasm.